This is a messenger RNA of Chinchilla lanigera (long-tailed chinchilla), 1653 nucleotides long. RefSeq lists its product as uncharacterized. The record is from RefSeq and is a predicted model, not a curated record. Bases 1 to 630 code for a protein of 209 amino acids. The transcript has 3 exons. NCBI's taxonomy places the organism in Eukaryota, Metazoa, Chordata, Mammalia, Rodentia, Chinchillidae.
AUGGUCCCGAUAGGGCUUCCUCCUCCAGUCUCCCCAGAAGAGGGUGGCUGCGACCCUCGGUGUCCCAGGCAGGGCUCUUCGCUGCAGCCUGCCCGUCGCUCCUCGGGUCACACACCUCGGGCCCCACGCAGACCUCCCCAGGUGUUCCGCCCCCGCCGGCGCGAGCCUGCAGACCCCGUUCCUGGUGGCCGAGGGCGCGCGAGCUCACCUGACACUGGCUCCGCAGCGAGGGACGAGUUCUCAGGCGCGCUCGCACCGCUCGGUCCGGCGACCUCCGCGGGAAACCACGGUUCUGAAAACAGCCCGGAUAUGACAGCCAGCCAAAUACGGGUUGAGAGCUGCUGCUUCUCCGUACACCCCUCCCCCGAGGAUCAGGUCUUCAUGCUUGUGCCACAUCGCUGCCGCCGCGUCCUCACGCCCUGCCCAGUUCCCGGGAGCCAGGCCCUUGGGCUUCCCCAGGGGCGGCACGCAAGGCCCCUUUGUCUCCUGCCCAUCGGGAAGGACGCGGCAGGAGUCGGCGCGGGCUGGGCCCCUGGAGGCCGGCUUGAGCGCCUGCGAAGGCAGGAGGAGCCCAGGGUCUUCAGAGCGCGCUCAGACAGCGCCCCUUUCCCGCUUUUGUUAGGCCUGUGAGAUUCAAACCCAAGAACCUGAACCUUGUACCUGACACAGGCUUCGCUGUGGGAACUGCCCACACGCCCCCUCUGCAGGCGCAUUUCAAAGGGGAGUAAGUCCUUUUGGAAAGACAAUUCUUUCUUUUCAUGCCUUGAGAGCCAAAGUCCUCUCAGAAUCUAACCUGACAGACUUGGUAUCCGAGGCAGGCAGAGAGCCUUGACCAUAAAUACCACAUCAGGGAGAAAGCAGGAUUUCGCACAAGACAGGAGCGUGCACCUGUCUGUCCCUGGUGCUUUCCAGGGUGGCCACUGUCACAGAACCGGCUUCGCAUCCCAUUCAGUGCUGCUGCUUCCUUUAUGACUCCUGGAGAGACAGCUGGCCACACUCCCCAGUCAGAAGGAACACUGGGGCGCCAUCGGCACCUCACACACGGAGCAGCCCAGAGCAGCACGCGCACAGCCCGACCCCAGGCUUCCUGUCCCUGCAGGAGCAAGUGAGUCCAAGUCUGCAUACCAGCCCUGCCACUUCCUGUGUUUCCUGCAUCUCCUGGCAUGAGACCUGCAGCCGUGGACUGCUAUUAAUCUAUUCUGAGUAAGGAGUGAAUGCUGGAACCUCCAGUCCUGGGUAUCUCGGCCUUUGUGCAACUAGUGUUAUUUUUGUUUUUCCGUCUCCCAUUUCUUCUGCUAUCAGCUCUCUGUUCUGUUCCUUCAGCCAAAGUCCUUAUGCUCCCAAGGGUGAGGAUUGUAGAGAAAGCUCAAGGAAGAUAUUUCAAAUAAGGGACACUCAAGCUGCGCAGAAUGAGAUUAAACCAAAACAAUCAAGUUUAACUUAUUUUGGAACAACUGUGCUAGAACAAGAGGCAAAGGGGGCUCAAGAGCCAACUUCAUUUAAAUUAUAGAGGUUCUGUGUCAUGAAGCUUCAGUUCCAUACGUGUUUUGUACAAGUGCUCACCAGGAGGGGCACCUGGGUGCUCUGUCUCAGUCCCUGGAGUUGAGGUUUGUGUACACUAAUUCUGCAGUUUAGACUUGGAGAAGCGCUUGU